AUGCUUCAGAACGUGCCAUCUGCGAAUAUAUCCCUUACAAUUCAAGGAGAACCACUGGAGAUCGUGGAAAACCUUACGUACCUCGGUAGUUGUAUUAGCUCUGACGGAAGUGUGUCUGAUGAAGUCAGUGCACGAAUCUCAAAGGCUCGAAUCACGUUUGCUACUUUGCGUCACUUGUGGCGUCAAAAAGGCGUCCCACUGGAUCUUAAGGGUCGUGUGUAUCAAGCUACAGCAUAUGAACAUCGUGUUCAUUGUAUGGCCACCUACAAUGACAAUGGAUUUCUGAAGCACUAUACAGGUGUCAACAACGAGGUGGCUCUGAACUCGCCUAUCUUGAACAAUCCAGUGUGUUGUACCAGUGAACCAAAAAAGACCAUCACAUCCGGCCCAAUCAUGCCCCCUAGGGCAACAAUGGAACCGGUCUUCGUGACCAACAAUUUUGCUCCGGAUUCCGAUUUGAACCGUGAACGGACGACUAACCCUAACCACCGUCUCAAAUCAUUCAACCAAAUGGAUGGUGAGUGUAGCACAUGUGCGAAAAGUACGGAACACAUUGGUCCUCAGCGCAUGGCCAUGAACCUGUUCGAAUCGGAUGUUACAUUCAACGGACGCCGAAUCCGGCCGGAUCUUGACACCAGACGAUCAUGCUACAGGCGGAGACUAGAGGCGUACGCUGAACGUCUCAAGAGUGUGCGCAUGAAAUCUGCCGCAGUUUUAACUCGGCUUAUUGCCAUGAAGCUGCGUACCUCCAGCGUGAGCGGCACGCACUCUUCGGCUCUUCCCAAAACUAUUUCGCGCAUCUUAGCUGAAGAUGAGACAGAAAGUAGUUCGGAUGAUGAAUCGUCGGCGCCAUCAGUACCUAGGCUGGAGGACCACUGGGUCUGCACGCGUGCGGUCGUUAAUUCACACUGGCACUGGCUCAUUACAGAAAUAAAAAGAAGUGAACAAAAUUUAAGGAAUCUCCGGCAUCUAAAGGCCAGCUUUAGAGCCUGGAAGAAUGGUCUCCCCCUAAAUUUGCCUAUGGACACUUCCACUGAAGCCACUUGUUCUAGAGUGACUCCAUUUGUGAAGGAUUCUUCGAGACGGCAUUGUUAUCAUGACCUAACAUCCGCGAAGUGCAGUCGAUUGGUUUCCGAACUGAACCCGUUGUCCACAGACCUACACUUGAGAUGCUCUUGUAUCCCUGGUUAUAUUGGACCUUGUAUCAUAUGCUGUGCACAGGCGCACACCUCUCCACCAUCCACAAUCGCGGAAGCAGAAAGUAUUGACCUUCUGACGCGUGCGAGACCAUUAAGUGGCCACAUUCAUCCAAAGUUAUCUAUUCCUGGAGAUAUCCAGCUGUCUCUUCGCUUGGAAUCUCGAUUAGCUGCCACGUCAAGUACAACAUUUCGAGAGCACAAAACGGCAACUCGUUCCGUCACACAAGCUGAUAAGCCGGUCUGUCUUCGACGGUUUGUUCCUGAUGUGAACAAUAAAAUCAUACACCGUGUCGAGCGGCGUAGCACAGUGAACAGUGAAAUUUCCGCCCGAACAACACAUUCGAAUAAAUUGUUGCCACAUGGUUCGAUUGCCGACAGACAACUUCCACUAGAUCGGUUCCGGUCCAAGUUAAACGUACACCGAGAAUUUCGUCAGUUGCCACACCGUCCCAGCAGUAAAUCAUCAAACGGCCCUUCGGCACUACGACGAAUCCUUGAUUUGGCCCCGGAUGGCGACCAGUCUGAUACGACUCAAUCGUGGCACGCCUCAGAUGGCCUGGACGAACAGUGAUGGGAUAUACGGCCGACCUGGUCUCCAUAAUUCCAAACCCCGAUCGUCCUGUACACUGAGACGGCGCAUUUACACGGUGGUUCUCAGCUAAUAACGGUCUGGGUUUGAACCGACUUCGUAUGCACAGUGCAGAAUAUUCGUUCCCUCUGUCGUGUUACUGCAUAGUGUCGUCCGUUUCGCUUCAACGUCUAUGGCAUUUAUCACCUCUAGUCGUGACUGCGGUUGUUUUGGCUUUGGUUCGUGGACUUCGCAUUUUUGAUUCUCUGCUUUGACUCAGUGCAUUGGCUCACGGAAACGAUCCAUGCGCCAGCUCGUAUGUACAUAUUCUUGUGGACGUCGUACCUGUAUUCGUAUGCGUCGCAUGUUUUAUCACUCUUCACAUACCUUCUUGCAGCAUCAGCAUGUGUGUAUUACACUGUCUUGUUUUUUUACCGGAACCGUCGUCGUCUCGGCGCCCCCUCAUACUUCUCUGUUGUCCUAUCAGCUAUCCUUACUUAGCAGCGAAAUCCUUGUAAAUUUGUACAAUAAUCUUAUCAAUAUGCAUAGCUCGGUGCAAUCGAAUGUGCGCAUUAU
Opisthorchis viverrini is the source of this 2343-nucleotide messenger RNA. RefSeq lists its product as hypothetical. The coding region runs from base 1 to 1770 and encodes 589 amino acids. The transcript is spliced from 6 exons. The record is from RefSeq and is a predicted model, not a curated record. Lineage: Eukaryota; Metazoa; Platyhelminthes; Trematoda; Opisthorchiida; Opisthorchiidae.